Molecule: messenger RNA, 339 nt
Organism: Necator americanus (New World hookworm)
Lineage: Eukaryota; Metazoa; Nematoda; Chromadorea; Rhabditida; Ancylostomatidae
Exons: 2
Coding region: 1-339 (112 amino acids)
Source: RefSeq, a predicted model, not a curated record
AUGCACAUCUCCACGGGAUUAACCAACGAUGUGCAAUUCAUCUCUUCGUCACCUUAUAGUGAUCAAAGCGAUCCUAAAGUUGCAGCGGAAUGGCCUACCGGAGCGUUACAUCUAUGCACUUUUGUACCACUGCGGGAUCGCAGAAUACGUAAACUCUGGAUCGUGGGUGCUUACGCACCUACGGAAACCGCUGAGGACAACGGUAAGGACGCCUUCUAUGAUGAGCUCAAUGUGUUGCUGUCUAAAAUACCAAGCCAGCAGGUGAUCAUUGUCGAACUCGACGCAAAUGCGAAGACGAGACUCGAACAGCAAUCCGAUAUGCUAGGAAAAUGGUACUAA